UACAGAUUGAGUUGAAGACAAAUAUGUUUGCAGAGCCAUUUCAGACAGUCAAGAGAUGUACUGACUGUAAUGCGUGUUUCACAACUAAGUACUCUCAGCCAGUUCAUAAGACACUGAUUAGUGGGUUUAUUCCUAGUGAUUUAUCAAGCCUGCAUUCAGUUUAUACUACUGUGCUGAGAUCUCCUGAGUCAGAGUCUGGGGGUUUUAACAGCAUGAACGAACUCUUGCUUGACGCUGAAGCUCAACCGGUCAAUCAUGCAAAUCCCCAAGCAGAGACAAUCAGAAAAGGCAAACUAAAAAUUGUAGAGACAAUUGAUAAGAAAUGGGAAGAGAAUGGAGGCAAAGAUGGGAUCACUCGCAGUGAAUUCUCUGAUAAAAUCCACUCCGAAAACUAUGAUAGAAUAGAAAAUGAAAUUUCUAAGAGAAACCAGCAUUUGACUUACUUGAGAGUUGUUUUUCAAAACUUGAUUGACCUUGAAAGUGAAAUUGAGUAUUAUAAGAAGGACUUUCACGUAGCUUUGAAGUCAGAUAAGCUAGCAAAGAGUAACUCGAAUCAGUACCCCAUCAGCUUCACUAAUCUGAAGCUUGCUUAUGAUAAUCUGUUCAAAAAUUAUAGGUUUGGAUGAGCUAAUCGUAAACUUGAGAGUUUUGCGUCUAUAAAUAAGCAAAUGAAAUACGCUAACCAGAUAUUCAAAAAGUCUAAUAAAUCGAUAGCUUCCAAGGAGCUUUUUGAGAAUCUGACAAAUGACCAGAAGAGGGACCUUAAGUCCUUCCAUAGAAUGAGGUUCACCAAAUUGCUUAGAGAUGGAACUAUAGUCAACCUCAAUAGGAUGCCUGAGCUAGAGUCUAUCAAGAACAACCUUGGUGUUACUUUCUUUGAGGACCAGAACUAUAAUAUUCAAGGCCAAGUUAUAUUUAAGGAUAGGCCAAAGACAGCAAUGUGUGGAGCAGCGAUUAAGAACACUAAGAGUUCCAUCUUGGUAGUCUUUAUCUUAACCUUUAGCUAAAAUUCACGAUAAAGCAGGAGGAGAUACUGUCAAUUAUGAAGAAGGACCCUAACAAAUCUGUUCUAUAUGGAGACGUCCUUGAGUUCAAUGUGGGAAAGCUCUCGACUAUCAUCAGCAAUCUGUUCAGAGUCAGGGCUGGAAAUUAAAGUGAGAAG
Molecule: messenger RNA, 1162 nt
Organism: Moneuplotes crassus
Lineage: Eukaryota; Ciliophora; Spirotrichea; Euplotida; Euplotidae
Source: the annotation of a GenBank genome assembly